Messenger RNA from Anopheles bellator, 459 nucleotides. RefSeq lists its product as uncharacterized. The coding region runs from base 41 to 442 and encodes 133 amino acids. The transcript has 2 exons. The record is from RefSeq and is a predicted model, not a curated record. NCBI's taxonomy places the organism in Eukaryota, Metazoa, Arthropoda, Insecta, Diptera, Culicidae.
CUGUCGCAGUAAGCACGUUAUUGAGGUCGAACGCAGUAAGAUGGAGGAUUUUUCGCCUUCCUUCAGAAGUGCCUUGGAGAAGCUUUUGCGGACAUUCUACGAAUUGAACGUCGAAAAAUCACCAGCUCAGGACAGUCAAGCUUCGCAAGACCCUCCCAACUCCGUGUACAUUGAACGGUACAACCGAUCCAUCGCAUCUUUAAAUCGGAUGUACGAUCUAUACGCGGACAAUUACAAAUGCUUGAAGUACUACAACUGGCUUGCGGAUGAGCAGCUGACCACGCUGCAUCACCUCUCUAGCGAGAUGCAUGCAAUAUUGAACGAACAACAAAAUAUAAACGACGAGUUGCAGAAUUUGAACGAGAAGCUCAGCCGUAUUGCCAAUUUAAGCGAAAAGUUGAAUGACUCCUUGACAAAUCUCAAACAAUUAGACAACGCUUGAAAUAAAAGAAUGCGUAC